CGUUGACGCGUUUUUGUAGAAGACUUCCGCCACGUGGACGCACUAAGUUCAAGUUUCGCUAAAAAACAUCACCGCAAUUUUUUAUACAAAACAAAGGGCUUCCGGAAAGAAAUGCUCGAGUUGUUUGUCAUAAUAGCCAUGACACUAUCUGAAAGCAGCACCGAAACUUUUACAAUAGGUUAUUUAACGGGCUCGCAGCGGCGCCCCGGCGACCUGGAGUACCCCAGGCCCGGGCUCACCAUAUCCGGGGCCAUCUCCUUGGCCGUCGACGAGGUGAACCACGGCGAGCUGGGGGACCGCGGCCACAGCCUGGAUUUCAUCGUCGCCGAGACCUACGGCGAGGAGGUGAUCAGCGUGCAGAAGACGGCGGAUCUGUGGACGAAGAAUGUGUCGGCGUACGUGGGACCCCAGGAGACGUGCGAGCACGAGGCCUUCAUGGCGGCGGCGUUCAACUUGCCCAUGAUUUCUUACUUCUGUACCCACUACGCCACUUCCGACAAAUCGAAGUUCCCAACUUUCGCCCGAACGCGCCCCCCCGAUACCCAGAUUUCCAAAUCAGUGGCUUCGGUCCUAGUCGCUUUCAACUGGACCCACGUGGUCCUCCUGUACUUAAAGUCUCCGGAUUUCGAGUUCGGCAACAUCGCUGCUAUUAUUUUAGAAACCCUAGCCGGGGCCGGAAUCACCGUCAUCACAGCGAAAUACUGGGACACCCCAUACCACCACGGCUACGGCGAAAACCCCUUUUAUAAACUGGUCGAGCAAACCUACAGGGACACGAGGAUUUUCGUAAUUUUGGGGCACCACUACGAACAUUUGGGCCUCAUGGUCGCAAUGGAAGAGAAGAAACUGUUCGAUAAAGGGGAAUAUUUCGUGCUGGGGGUGGACAUCGAGCAGUACGACAGCAAAAACCCCUCGAAGUAUUUACGGGGUCUACUCAGGGAUGAAACGGAUCCAGUGGCUCAAAGGGCAUUCAGAAAUUAUCUCGGCGUGGUUCCUUCGAGUCCCGUGGGCUUUGAAAACUUUGCAAUACUUGUGAAUUCUUAUAUGGAGCGACCACCUUUUAAUUUUCCCAAUCCGCUUAGCUUCGUCGGGGGAUCAAAACGGAUAAGAGCCGAAGCGGCCUAUUUAUACGACGCCGUUCACCUCUACACCAAAGCCCUCCUGGAAGUCCUGGACGAGGGCGGGGACCCCAGAAACGGCACCGCCAUCGUCGACCACAUGAAAGAAACUCACUACAAAAGUGCAAUGGGAUACAUUGUUUACAUGGACGAAAAUGGGGACGCCGAAGGUAAUUACACCCUCAUCGCCCGUAAAACCUACAACGGAGACGAAGAAUUCGGAUUGUUCCCCGUCGGAAUCUUCGCCCUAAAAAGAUCCGACUCAAGAUUACCGGUUCUUCAUAUUACGGACACGAUCGAGUGGGUGGCGGGGCAGCCGCCGAUUGCGGCACCGUCGUGUGGAUUUCGAGGGGAGAAGUGCAUCACCCACACCAUGGAAAUAACAAGCGGCGUGACCGGAGGAAUCUUCCUCGUCAUUCUCAUAAUCUCGCUCGUCCUCUAUCGCAACUGGAAAUAUGAACAGGAACUCGAUAGCCUUUUAUGGAAAGUAGACUUCAAAGACAUCCAGAUCAAUGAGGAACCCAACUCCAACUCCCUCGGCACUAAAAUAACCCGCUCGAUCCAUCCCCUGAUAAGGACGAGCCAAGUGUCGCUUAGCUCCAACCCCGACGCGGAUUUCCGAUACUCGACGAUCUUCACCCAGAUCGGCAUCUACAAGGGCCGAGUCUUCGCGAUCAAGAAGGUCCACAAGAAGUCCAUCGACAUCACCAGGGAGAUGAAGAAGGAAUUAAAAAUGAUGCGCGACCUCCGCCACGACAAUCUCAACGCUUUCAUCGGCGCCUGCACCGACCCUCCCAACAUUUGCAUAGUGACCGAGUACUGCACCCGCGGCAGCCUGAAGGACAUUCUGGAAAACGAGGACGUAAAGCUGGACAAUAUGUUCAUCGCUUCCCUCGUGGGCGACAUUCUCCGAGGGAUGAUUUACCUCCACGACUCUCCCAUCCGAUUUCACGGUGCCUUGCAUGCAGCUAACUGCCUUGUGGAUUCGCGCUGGGUGGUCAAACUGGCCGAUUUCGGGCUACGGGAGUUCAAGCGGGGCGCCGAAGAGCCCGGAGUCAAGGAUCCGGCCAAAGUCCGGGAGAAAUGUUACAAUUUGCUAUACAAAGCCCCGGAGCUGCUCCGCUUGCAGGAAUCCCUAAUCACGAAUAACCACCCCUGCGGCACUCAAAAGGGUGACGUUUACUCCUUUGGAAUUAUCCUGUACGAGCUGCACAGUCGUCACGGCCCUUUCGGCAACAUCGAAUUAUCCUACACGGAAAUUUUAACCAAAGUGUUGCACUUUCCCGGCCCUCAGCCUUUCAGACCGCCACUUGAAGCUUUAGAAAACAGCUUCGAUUUCGUUCGGGAGUGUUUGAAGGAGUGCUGGGCCGAGAACCCGGAGGAACGGCCGGAUUUUAAAUGUAUACGAACCAAGCUGAGACCUCUGCGCAAAGGAAUGCGUCCCAACAUCUUCGACAACAUGAUGGCCAUGAUGGAAAAGUACGCCAACAACCUGGAGGUGCUCGUCGACGAGCGCACCGAUCAAUUACAAGAAGAAAAAAAGAAAACAGAGGCCCUGCUGUACGAAAUGCUGCCCCGACCAGUUGCCGAACAACUAAAAAGAGGAAACAAGGUUGAAGCCGAAAGUUUUGAUUGCGUGACCAUAUAUUUCAGCGAUAUUGUUGGCUUCACGUCCAUGUCUGCAGAGAGCACGCCGUUACAGGUUGUGGACUUCCUGAACGACUUGUACACUUGCUUCGACUCCAUCAUCGAGCACUACGACGUCUACAAGGUAGAGACAAUCGGGGACGCGUAUAUGGUGGUCAGCGGUCUUCCUAUUCGCAACGACAAUCAACACGCUGCGGAAAUCGCUUCCAUGUCCCUUCAUCUCCUCUCGGAAGUUAAGCAGUUUACCAUUCGACAUAGGCCAAAAGAGAAACUUAUGCUCAGAAUAGGAAUUCAUUCGGGCCCCGUCUGCGCCGGAGUGGUCGGUCUGAAAAUGCCCCGUUAUUGUUUAUUCGGCGACACCGUCAAUACCUCCAGCCGGAUGGAAUCCACCGGAACCCCCUUAAAAAUCCACUGCAGUAAAGAAUGCAAAGACCUGCUCACGAAACUCGGCGGCUACAACCUGGUGGAGCGGGGAAUCGUGUCGAUGAAGGGCAAAGGCGAACAACAAACCUACUGGUUGCUAGGUGAAGAUCCGUAUUAUCGAGCCAUCCGGAAAGAAGAGCGCGAGAAGCGUCGCCUGAAAGCUGAAGGGAAACCCUACAAGAACGGGCAAGUCGACAGCAACGGACACCUCAUCAUCACGCGCAGCUCCCUCAAGAACAAGAACAGCAUAGUCCGCAGCCCCAUCCCCAGGUGCUCGUCGUUCGAGAGCCCCAAGAAGCUGCGCUUCGCCAGCGGCGACAACCUGGAGAAGAAGAGCGACUCCAACUUCCUGGAGGUGAUUUCCGACAACAGUCCGUGCAAGAAGUCGGCGAAUUCGUUGGAUUGCUGCAGCGAGGCGUGGAAGACCUCCAGCACGUCGUGUCCGUGCAUCGAGAACCUGGCCAAUUCCGCAGCUACGCUGGCGCAGUCCCAGCUCUCUAUGCUCUACAAGGAGGAAAAAACGGUCAAGUUGACGCGACCGACGUGCUAUAGUGUGCCCAUGCUGUGCUCGCAACAGUUGUCCGUUCCUCACUGUCCUGUUAUUCACACGAUUUCGGCCCCGACGAGCCCUCGAAAACAGGAUAUGGUUGAUUUGAGCAAGUUUCCCGAGUGCGAGGAGGUAAUCCCCUGGGCGGACUCGACUCCGUUGCUCAAGAUUACUAAACCGCAGGAUUCCGAGACGUGUGUUUAAUGUAUAUUUGUGAUCGUUAUUUACCUUGACGUUGCAGAAGUGUCUAGUCAAAUGUUUUAUGUAUUAAGGGGAUUUAAGUACACGUGGAAAGGGUCGGUUUUGGAAAAGUACAGGUUUUCGGGAGGAGUACUAAAGUCAAUAACUUUUUUGGAUAGGGACGAUGUUGGGGAGUAAAAACAAUAUUUGUAGCUUCAAAACGACAAGACUGUUUAGGAUUUUUGAAAAAUGGAAACAAAAUUAUACAUUUGUUUCCCGUUUACUGCUUCCACGUGAUAUUUAAAUUUUACAUUUCGAAAUAAGG
Molecule: messenger RNA, 4240 nt
Organism: Zophobas morio
Lineage: Eukaryota; Metazoa; Arthropoda; Insecta; Coleoptera; Tenebrionidae
Product: guanylate cyclase 32E
Exons: 22
Coding region: 112-3939 (1275 amino acids)
Biological process (GO): cGMP biosynthetic process; protein phosphorylation; intracellular signal transduction
Cellular component (GO): plasma membrane
Molecular function (GO): protein kinase activity; ATP binding; peptide receptor activity
Source: RefSeq, a predicted model, not a curated record